Xyrichtys novacula (pearly razorfish) is the source of this 19238-nucleotide messenger RNA. The record is from the annotation of a GenBank genome assembly. NCBI's taxonomy places the organism in Eukaryota, Metazoa, Chordata, Actinopteri, Labriformes, Labridae.
AUGAAGACAACCUACACCUCAGCCUCCACCUCUACAGAGGAGCCUCUGGAGAAAAUUACUGUGGGAUUUUCAGUCAUUACAGAUCUGAGAAACAUGAGCUCUGUUCCUUCUACCACGUUACAUGAUCCACAGUGGGCAAGCCCUGAACCUCUCACCACCAUGAUAUCAACUGUGGAGUCGACCCCACCAACAACUACAUGCUGUAAGAAAAAAAUGGUCUCAAGCUUUAAAUCCCCACAGAGGCUUUCAAGGGUGAAGCAGUGUUUUAUGUAAGAGGUAUCUACAGAGCAGCAGAGAAACAAUGUCAAAGAUGCUGAUGAUGGCUGAAGGACAGUAAACAUCUCCAGUCCUAGCCCUCAUCCAGUUCAUUUCAGUGUCUUUAAAGGAUUGUAUAUUAAUGAAUGCACCAUCUUCCUUCAGCUGGGACUUAAAUGAGAGGAUUAAAUAAGCAAGAAUAUUAUCUCAAAGUAAAUCAUUAACACACCUGUGUGCUGUCCCCACCCUUACCCUUCUUUCACUGCCCACCACCUUCCAGCUCCUCCAAGCAUCACCGGCCUAUGGUCAGCCAACGUCACUGGAGUCUCCUUCUCUGUGUCCUGGACCAGCCAGUCUCAGACUAACCAGACUUACCAAGUCAUAGUACAGAGGGGAUCAAAGGUCAUUCACUUUCUUGGAACCAGUGAGACGGUAAUGGAGGUGCAGAGACUCCAGCCUGGGGCGGUCUACCGCGUAACCGUAACACCCUGUGCCUGUGGAAGCCAAGGGGGAACUUCUUUUAUAUUGGUGAAAACUGGUAAGAACCACCAGGAACAUAACAUUAAACACAUUGUUCUGGUACUUUGUACCCUUUUUCCAGAUAAAUAAAAUACUGUCAUCCAGCUACAAUCCUUGCCCUGAACAUGUGUAUGGUCUGAUAUCGUAACAGGAGUCAAGGCUUUCCUCAUACUCAGGGAGUAAGUAAUCCAGGCAUCAGCAUUUGGCAUUUGGUAACCAAUGAUGUCUAAAUCUCACAAUAUGAUAUUGCUGCGAUAACAGUUUUACAAAAGGAUAAGAUAGGACUUGGAUAAAUCCCUUUUUUUAGUAUCUGGUGAAAUCCACCCCUCAGUGGUAAGUGAAAUUAGGCUCUGUCUAACUUUCACCUUUUGUCUCUGUGGAGCACAUUUGAGGAGGUCAUAUGGGUUGCAGCUUCAUUUGUCAGAUGUAUUGUAUUGUUGCUUUAACACUCAGAUUUCUCCCUGAACAGUUGUAUUAUUCAAGUGUUUUGCCAAAACGCACAUUUUAUUCCCUUAUUGUAACAUUUCAUACUCAUCAUAACAGCGUUUUCUUUUUUUAACCAGUAUUAACUUGAACACAUCAAAAUGUAACCAUUCGCGCUUUGUCCAUUUAGCUAGCUGGCUGUUUUUCUGCCUAUUUUAAUACAGAUGUAAACAUGUGAUUAUUAUUUUAAUGCCUGGAACUUGCUAUAAAGUUUGGGUGUGACUAUUUCACCUACUUUUGAGAGGAGGAGAAGCAGCCAAAGUUUGACAGACUUUUUCAACCCGGUGAUAGUCAAAGGUUUUAGGCAAACUGAAGACUUGUUGGCUGGAAAGGUAAUGUAAUUAGACACUUAAUAUAAACAGUUACCAGUGGCAGAAAAGUCAAAUAAUCCAUUUUUAUCAUGAGAUAACUAUAACUACUACAUAUGAAGAAUUUGGAAUUAUUAAAUUGUCCUGCGGGGAUCGAUAAAGUUCGUCUUAUCUUAUCUUCUUAUAUAAAGCAGACAUUUACCCGUAAGGAGCGGCCUUGAUUUGUGCUAUAAUUACCUUAUUUAUUGUAAGAUCCAAAAAACAACCAAAAACAGUAAUUUUCCAGUAAAAUAUAUUUAUUCAACCAUACUUUUAAUGAACUUGACAUGCUUCCACUGAAAUAUACACACCUCCUCUGAAAUAUGAAUUGUAAUUAAAGUAAUCCAAUUUGUUUAAUUUAAUCAGAAGUUUGUAUUCUGUUGCUCUGGGAUCCAAAGACUUAUCAAUAUCACUUGAUUUUGGCUAGAAUCAUAUCAAAAUUCUAAGUUUAGAUAUAGUGGCAAUACUGAGUGGCUUCCUGAUUUAUAUUUUUAUUUAUUUUUUAUUUUUUUUAUAGUUUAGAGUCAUCUUUUUGUCAGUCACUCCUCCAAACAUCACAGAUUUACUGUCAGCAUGUGUUCCAUUUGGGUUCCUAAAGUCCUCGGCUGCUUAUUUUUAAAUGGCCCUUGUGUGUCCCACCGAGCUUCCUUUCUUAUGCACUGAAACUCUGAAACCUUCUGCCUCUUGAUGUUGGAGCAGCAAGCUCUCCCAGUGUUCAUGAAAUGAUACCAAAGACCCAUAUUCUUAAUCUGGCUUUAACUUCAAACACUUGGGGUAAUGCGCCUUUUUAUAAAAAUGAUUCUGGAACAUAAGAAAACCAUGUGGACUGAAAAGCCUAAGUUAGCCUGAAUACCUUCUCGUGAUACUGAGACACACUCUUGUUACCUGCUUCCCGGGCUGCCAGUUCACUGUGAAAGUUGUGAUUAUUGUACCAAAUGAGCUUCUUUUUUAUUUGUCUCAGAUGCUCAGACUCUUGAUGCCACGGCACGGCUAACAAACAUCGAGUUCUCUGCUGAUCUGCUUGACACCAGCAGCCAGGCCUACAGAAACCUUACAGAAAGUUUAACAGAGGAGGUAUAUGUGCUACAGGGAUCACCAGAGUCAUAUUACACACUGUAAACCUCACUAUUACAAAGGCUUGACCGAUAAGACUGUGUCAUACAUUUAAUGAUUAUUAUUUUGAAUGUUUUUCUUUGUCAUCCAUAGCUAUACCAGUCUCUGCCUGCAGAGGUCAAGGCUAUGGUCAAUUCUGGCCAAGUGAUUAUCGAGAUCAGAGGUUUCUCCCCGGGGAGUGUGAUGGUGAACUUAACCCUCAUAUUCACCACCAGCCAGAAGCAGGACAUCAUGAAUGUGUCCACAGAUGUGAUGAACUCUCUGUUGAAGAGCGUAAAAUAUAAAGUGGAUAUAAACAACACAAGCAUCACUGGUUAGUCUCUUUCUCAAACUCUCUCACAUGUAUGAAUGUUUUCUUUUAUGAAACCAGGAACAGAGUAUAAAAGGAUCUUUAGAUUAUCUGACAAAUGAAUGGAAAUUCUCUGAAAAAAAUUCCUGAGUCUAGAAAAAGAAAUCUUGAUGACAUUUUUUGGGGUUUGCUGCAUUGCUCUCUCUCUUUUGUUCACUGAAGCAGCAGGUGAAAACUAAGACUUUGAAUAUAUCACAGCACCCUGUUAAAAGCUUUGGUACUUUUGAAUACCAAAUAAUGUAAAAAAAGAAACAACAACCUCAGUCCAUAAGCCAUGAGAGAUGGAUAUACAAACAACUUUUGGUACUUUUGAUCAGUGUUUCUGACAUUUCAUGACGUUUUAGGAGUGGUUAUGGAAAAGAGGCUCAGGACUGAUUCAAUCAAUGUGCUUUUUUUUAAUAGAUUUCGAUGAAUGUGCUUCAGGGGAAAAUGACUGUUCCCAAUGGGCUACAUGUACAAACACAUGGGCCUCCUACAAGUGUGCCUGCCCCAGUGGAUUCGAAGACAGGGACACAGAGAGGCCAGGAAGAGCAUGCCAAGGUACGGCCUCACAAUAUGGCGGUAGAUUGAUUAUACCUGCACUUUUGUCACUGAAAAUUGUGUUUUGUCUUGUACAGCAAUCCCUAAAAUGGCAUCGAUAACAACAUCUAUAACACCAGCAACCUCCUCCACUGCCAGUACCGCCCCUUUCUCCCCGACAACCCAAACCAGUGAACCAGCUAUGAUCAGUGCAACCACAACUCCAGAAACAGCCACUGUCGUUCCACCAACAAUUAAAGUAGUAACAUUAGGCACACUAGUUUUAACUGACCCAGACAUGUCAACAGUUGUUCCAAUAAUGAUACCUACACAAGCUAGCACUACCGCUAUUGCAACCACCACUACUGUACAUGCAACAGCUGCUGGGGUAGCAGAAGUGAGCAUUAAUCCCUCUACCACUUCUGCACCUAGAACAAGUAUGUUUGUCCCUACAAUGAACACUUUAGCUCCUGCAUCUACAAGCACCUCUUUACCUGCACCCACCACUCCUGUACAUGGACCCACCAGGCCUGCACCUGCACCCACCACUCUUGCAUCUACAACCACCUCUGCACCUACCACUCCUGCAUCUAUAACCACCUCUGCACAUACCACUCCUGCAUCUAUAACCACCUCUGCACAUACCACUCCUGCAUCUAUAACUACCUCUGCACCUACUACUCCUGCAUCAACAACCACCUCUGCACCUACCACUCCUGCAUCUAUAACCACCUCUGCACAUACCACUCCUGCAUCUACAACCACCUCUGCACCUACCACUCCUGCAUCUAUAACCACCUCUGCACAUACCACUCCUGCAUCUAUAACCACCUCUGCACCUACUACUCCUGCAUCAACAACCACCUCUGCACCUACCACUCCUGCAUCUAUAACCACCUCUGCACCUACUACUCCUGCAUCAACAACCACCUCUGCAUCUUCCACUCCUGCAUCUACAACCACCUCUGCACCUUCCACUCCUACAUCAGCAACCACCUCUGCAUCUGCAUCCACCACUCUAGAACCAACAACCACAACCCUUUAUACAACCACUACUUCAGCAUCAAUAACCACCAAUUUAACACCAGUAAAAACUUCCCUUGUAACAACAAUGCCUAUUCCAACACCAACAACCACCUCUGCAGCAGAUGUGCUGACCACUGUUGCAUUUACAACCACCAUCCCUGUACCAACCACUGCCUCUUCUGCAACUUCAACCUCGGCUCCUGCACUUAAAACCUCAGCUCCUACACCAACACCCAUUACUUCUGCUCUAGCUCCCACCACCCCUGCAUGGACUGCCACAAUUCCUGUUCUUCUAAACACCACUUCUGCCCUGAAAACCUCUGAAGUGGCCACAACCACCACACUAAAAUCAAACACUACUACUCUUAAUAAAAUAACCACUAGUGCCCCUACACCUGCACCUUCAACCACCAGUGAUGCACAAAUAAGAACAACAACCUCUUUAAUCACCCCAUUCCCAGUGACCAGAACCACAAAGUUUCUGAAAACAACUUCCACUAAACCUAAAACUUCUAAGGCUUCCCCUGUCAGAAAUGGCCCUCAAACUACUAUGUCUGUAUUACCACCUAUCCCCUCUUUCCCUACCACCACCCAUUCUACCAGCACUACAGCUCCUACAACCCACACUACAGUCCUGGGGACAGCCACCUAUAAAUCCAUGCUUGGGGCAAUUUCGGUUCAGUGCAGAGUUGCUGCCAUCACUGUGGCUGUUGCCAGGGAUUUCCUCCUGAGAGCCAACAUCGAUGAAGCUACUCUUUACUUAGGACAUCCAGAAUGUCGCUUCAGUGGUGGCAAUGACACCCAUGCAGAGCUGACUGUGGGUUGGAAUGAGUGUGUCACCCGGCUUGUGCAUGUGAGUUUUUCCUUGCAACUGGUAAACUUUUGCAUUCUCUACACACUCUGUUAUGCUUUGUUAACCAUAUACUUGUUGCUAUUUUGUGUCAAGAAAUAGUGCAAUUCCUCAGAGUACAACCAAAACUGCUCUAAAAAUUUGAUAUUGUAGAAUGAAACCUUCUACACGGCAUCUGUGACUCUGUUCAACUCCAUUGAUCCAGCGAUCGGAGAAGAAAAGAUGCCUAAAAUACGACUGGAGGUCCCCAUCAUGUGUACCUUCAUGAAGAGCAUGCUAAUCUCUGCUGACUUUGGCCCCAUGGGGUAAGAUUCAUUUGAUUUCCGGAUCUCUGAGUGCUUUGACAUUUUUAAGAUGACAAGGGAGAAGUUGGAGCAGUUGAGAUGUAAUCAAACAACACAUAGGCCUGUCAAGUGUUAAACUGUUUCAUUGAUCAUUUAUAUAAAAGCGUUUUUAGGAUAAAAACUACACUGCAGAUGAUACAGGUUGCAUUUUCGACACUGUCUCUGAAAUCCUUAUUUAUGAAAAGAUCCUGAGUAAUGCAUUGGGCAUCAAGCAUAAGGGUCAAACACGUGUGAGUAGUUAACCUGUGACUUGUAGAUUCCAUGAUCUUGAAUACUUGCUUGCACAAUUAAGCGAUCAAUUGGGCUUUUAUUCCGAAGAUUUUAACCUGUCACUUCUGCCUGCCAUCUGACCAUCCUAUAACUGUCUGCCAUAAAUGGGAAAUGAUGAAAUGAAUAUGAAAAAUCUUAAUUGAUACGCCUGUUUCCCACUUUGCCUCAGGAAACAGAAAAACAAGUUGGCCAUGUGACCUUGGUUUUUAAUAUUCGUAUCAAAAGACCAUGCGACUUUGUUUUUAGUUUGAUACUGUUUUUUUAGGGAUUAUCCGACGUAAAUUUAAGCCAUGGUCAGACACACCAAAACAAGGAGAGAAAUGAAUUCUGCUGACCGCUAGCUUUUCUAGUUAUACCAACUUCAGCAAAGACUGCACGAUAGCAAUACACAGUGGUCUACGUCUCCACACGCAAACCACGACCAAAAAGCCACUCUAUAGCCACAAAUAAUGCUCAGAACAGCACCUAAUUUCAUCAACAGUACAUAUAGGAUCCCAGCCAUAGUACUAGCCACCAAACAUCUUCUUAGCUUUGCCUGAUUUCUUUUGCAAAGAGACCAAACACAACUCACCCACUCUCCUCCAGCAGCUGCUUGUUUGUGGGGGAGCCCUGACGAGUUGAUCACUGAGUGCAGCAGAGUUUCACAGCUCAAGAAAGAACAUUUAUGAUUAUUACUUAAUGGAAAUGCGAUCAGACCAAGACGCUAAGGCAAAAGAACUACCGCGUCUGCAGUGCACGUACAAGAUACACAAGAACUCUGAUCUCUGAAUAACACAUGCAGUUGUGCAGCUCUAUAAUAGUCCUCUAAACCAAGUGGAGGCAGCCCCCUUUAUUCUUGGGAAGUUGUAAUGUUCAACCACUGUGUCCUUGUCAUUUAUUAUUUUAUUCUUCUCCAGGUAUGACAUGAUUAAAGAUGUUAUUGUGGGCUCAGGAUCGUUCCAGGUGACAGUGCAACUUAUGAACGGCACGAUACCUCUACCCCACAACUACAGUUUGUCGCCCAAGGAGGAUUUGGUGGUGGAGGUCAGCCUCAACACCUCCUCAGAGCAGAUUAAAGUAGUCAUCAACAAAUGCUGGGCCACACCUACCAAAAAUCCCCGGGACACCUACAGCCACACUUUCCUGGAGAAGAGGUUGGCCACUAACUUCAGCUUUACCACUUUUUAUGAUGAGGCUUGGGAACAAAUCAGUACUUUUGAACUCUUCUCUGUUUUGUCCAGUGCACGUUCAAGUAAUGUUUUCUGAAAAAGAGAUCCAAAGAUCCUGUCAUCUUUGAAACAUAUGAACAAGUCUGAAUAUUUGCCAUAAAAAAUGUCAAAACAGGCUGUUUGUCAGCAAGCUGUAAAUCAAUGGGUCCUGCAUCACCUACAGGCAAUGGAAGUUACUGCCCUCACAUAACCAUUGUCAAAUCCUAUCUAGGUCACUAAAUUCCCCUGAAAAUUGGGGAAUCCUAAUGUCUUCCCCCAACCCCCCUAAAACCACACAAGUGGAGCCUAGUGGAGCAAUGACACAUUUGAUAAAGGAACAGUCGGUGGGCAUGGCCUAAAUGGUGCAACUAGAAUUUCUAAAAAUCAGUGUGUUUUGUCUAUUAAGAUUUGCUUUGCCUGGCUUAUACGUCCUAAUUAGACCUCCAAAAGUGUCUGGGACCCACAUUCUUACUCAAACAGCAAAAAACUGGUCAUUUCCCCAUGGCUCCUACUAGGAUUAAAUGCCCCUGACGGAAUGACCUAAUCCAUCUUAUCUUUGGUUUACAGGCACAAGACACCUCAACAGUGACAAAUUCAAUUCAAGUUUCAUUCAAGUUAUUACAUUAUAAGCUGAUAUUAUAGUUAAGUUGUUACAUUAUGAACUUUUAUUACUUUCAAGUGAUUACAUUAUGAGCUGUUAUAACAUUAUGAGCUUUUAUUACGUUUAAGUUAUUACAUCAAAAUCUUAUAGUGCAUUAUAAUCUUUUAUUACAUGUAAGUUAUUACAUUAUGAGCUGUUAUUAUAUUGAAACUAUAACAUUACAAGCUGUUAUUACAUCAUGAACUUUGGUUAUAUUUAAGUCAUUACAUUCUGAGCUGUUGUUACAUUUAAGUUUUCUACACCAUGAGCUGUUAUUACAUUCUGAGCUUUUAUUACAUUUAAGUUAGUACAUCAUGAGCUGGUAUCACAUUUAAAUUGUUACAUUAUGAACUUUUAUUACAUUUAAGUUUAUACAAUAUGAGCUGUUAAGACAUUCUGAACCUUUAAUUCAUUUAUUUAAGUUGUUACAUUUAAGUCACCAUUACAUUUUGAAAUUUUAUCACAUUUAAGUAAUUAGAAUAUGAGUUGCUACAGAAGUCUGAACUGCUUCAAGUUUAACAUUUUCAUUUAGAAUCACUAUCUGACAUUCUAACAACCUGACAUGCAUCACAUCCUAGUGUGCAUAAAGGAGCUCAGUGCUGCCUGCAGCUUUAAUGUUUGAGAUUGUUUUGUUAUUUUUCAUUUGUCAGUUUUAAUACAUUCACAACCAAAUCAGAAGAAAGAGCUCAGUAUUCAGUUACUUGUUCUCUGUCUCCUCAGCUGCUCCCUGAAUACAUUUACCAAAGUGUUAGUCAAUGGGAACUCCAGCACAUCACGUGUUUCUGUGAAGAUUUUCUCCAUCGUCAACCUGAGCAUGAUCUAUCUGCACUGCCAGGUCCAGAUCUGUGUGCAGAUUGGAUCAGACACCUGUGUGCCUGUAAGUAUGAGCUGGAAAGUAAUGUAUUUGAGAACUCAGAUGAUUCUUGUACAGGUCUCAGUGUUAUUGCUAUCCUUUCCUGUCCUGGGAUCAGCUGUACAAAGUGUCUGUGAUCAUUUCACAUACUCUACAAUAAUAAUUAGCCUUAUUUUAAAACAGCAUAAAGUCAAUGCAAGCUUCCACACCGGCGGCGAUUUUUCCGCGAGGCGAAAAGCCGGUUUUAUUUUUUCGCUCCUGUGUCGAAUUUUUCGGAUAUUCGCAGGCGAAUAUCUGGACCUGCUAGACCUCUGGCCAAUCAAAAGUCAUGUUGUUGAUGACAUCACAGACCCAUACGGCUGGAGGAGAGGGAGAAGUUUGAGAUUAUGAAAACGCAGAGAAAGACAGCUGAGGUGCAUCCAAAACUCUUUCUAAUUACUAAUGAAGUAGUUUUGUCACAAGAUGACACUCUGUUGUCUUCCUUAGGAGACAGAUGUCAUGCACACUUCACAGGGUGACCGCCUCAUCAUGCCUGAUUCUCCCUCUUGGCUGUUUGACAUACCGAUGAUCUGCAGCUACAGGGCCAACAGAAUGACCAGACAACUUGAAGGAUCACUGCUCAGCCCUCGCCUCUCCUGGCUGCUGCGGCGUCUCUCACAGCUUUUCCUCCUCUUUCUCCCUCGCUCAUAAUGCUAGACAUGUCAAUCAGCAGCAGUUCACACGACACACACCACCUAUGACUCCCCCCAAGCAUGUUCAGACGCAAAUGUUUCUUUAACGGGUUUAAUGAAGUCUUCUCCUCUUCAUAAUCAUCCACAGACCUCCACAAACCGUGAAACUAGCAAUACACAGUAUUGGAAUAACAGUUAGCACACUUACUAUGCACAUGUACAAAUAUUCAUAACGAAAAUAAAGACAAACAAAUACCUCGGCUUGGCUGCAUACUAUGAAAGGGAAUCUGUAGGCUUCUUAUCUUCCAGCUUUGAAGUAUUAGUUUGACUUUACCGUAAGUUUUAGCAAUCUUAACAUAGCUUGACUUGACAGCUAAAGGGUCAGAGCUGUGCACACGACCUCUGCUUGCUUGCAUCUGACGUUACCCAGAACGCUACUGGCCUAGCAGCUCAACGUAAGUGCCAAAAUAAAAGUACCCUUACACUUCAAUAUAAAAUGCAAAUAAAAUACAGAAAUAACCUGGUAAUUCUCAAAGUGGGUUUCUCAUACAAAAUAAACAAAAAAUAUUCUGCAAUAUGGAAAAUAAAAUAGCAACAGUUACACUCCCACCAAAUCUCACCAAUCUUAAAUGUGGGAUUUCUCUACACUUAAAGACUGUUGCGAAUCACCUCUUAAACAUUGAAAGAACUUUACCACUCAACAAGGAAUGAUGAAAACAUUAAGCAUCAAUCUGCUUCAAUCAGUGUGACAAGCUUGUGUAUAGGCCUAUCAAGAUACACUGUUUUGGUUGUGGGUUUACCCUUUGCAUCAAAUGUGGUGUCACUAACUAGCAACCUGACCUUUCUCACUCUAUCAUCUGACCCUGGAUAGACUUCUGCUAUUCUGGCCAACUUCCAUUCGUUCCGUGGCGCCUGAUCAUCCUGCAGAAGCACAAUGUCAUUUGCCUUCAGGUUUCUUCUGUUCUUCUGCCACUUUUGUCUUGGCUGCAAACUCAGCAGAUACUCUUUUUUCCAGCGAAUCCAAAAUUCAUUGGCCAAGUACUGAACUCUGCGCCACCGCUUUUGAAGAUACAGGUCUUCCUUGACAAACUGUCCAGGCGGAGGAAGGAUUAUGGUGGACUUCAUCGUGAGAAUGUGGUUCGGAGUCAAUGGUUCAGGUGCGGAUGGAUCAUUCAAAUGUUCAGCGGUAAGUGGUCGGCUAUUGACGAUUGCCAUCACCUCGUAUAGGAAAGUUCUCAGAGAUGAGCUGUCCAAUCUUUGCGCUGACUUGUCGAGAAUGGCUGUCAGAACACUCCUGAUGGUCCUGAUUUGCCUCUCCCAGACGCCGCCCAUAUGACUUGCUGCUGGGGGAUUCAUUAGAAAUUCACAUCCUAGAGCCUUGACUCUCUCUCCGUCCAUUCCUUUCAUGAGCUCUGCGAACUCCCUUCUUGCGCCAACGAAGUUGGUUCCUUGAUCACUUCGAAGCUGACGAACAUUUCCUCUUAUAGCAAUGAACACUCUUAGCGCAUUGAUGAACGCGUCCGUGGUCAUGUCGUCAAGCAUUUCCACAUGUAUGGCUCUUGAACAUAGACAGGUAAGUAAAAGUCCAUAUCUUUUAACCUCUUUUCUUCCUUCUUUGACAUAGAUGGGUCCGAAACAGUCUAUGCCUGUGUAGGUGAACGGAGAGGAGUUGUUUCCAUUCGAUCUUGAGGUAAGUCACCCAUUCUUUGUUCUUCGGUGUAUCUCCUGUACUUUCGACAUUUGACACAUUUGAAGAUGUGUGACGAUACUGCGCUGCUACUUCCCAGGAUCCACCAUCCGUUAGCUCGCAGUUCGUUCAACGUCAUUCCACGUCCCUGAUGAUGAACUCUCUCAUGGAAGUGCUUGAUCAGUAGAGCUGAUAUAUGACAGUUCUUCGGAAGUAUAGCUGGAUGCUUGAUGUGUGGAUGCAACGCAGCUUUACUUAAGCGUCCUCCGACUCUCAAGACUCCUUCUUCAUCCAAAACUGGACUUAACUUGUUCAGCUUGCUGUACUUGGUCUUAGCUAUAACUCCCUUUGCUUUUAAGCUCUUCAACUCAUCUAGGAACGCUUCCUCUUGAACUAGCUUAAUGAUCACAGUUUCUGCUUCUUUCCUUUCUUCUAGACUUGUACUCUCAUUGGUUGGUCGUUUCUCACCUUUGUGUUCCUUGACACGUCGUUUCAAUCUGGCAACUGCUUGAACUACCCUUAACCAAACAGAGAACUUCUCAAGACGGUCGAGCAACGAUCUGUCCUUUGCCUUCGUGUUAAACACAACAGCCUUACGGAGCUCAGGAUCAUCUUCCUUAACUUCUCCCACCUUGCAUUCUCGGACAGGUAAUUCUUUUUGCCAAAGAAACUUCGGUCCAGAAAACCAAUUGGAUGUCUCUAGUUGCUCUGCAGUCAACCCUCGAGAGGCAUGAUCUGCCGGAUUGUCCUCAGAUGCAACAUAGGCCCAUUGUUCAGGCUUUGUGCUUGACUUGAUUCUUUGUAUGCGAUUGGCUACGAACACUUGAAAUCUUCUGGCGUCAUUGUUUAUGUAGCCUAGAACGACUGUUGAAUCCGUCCAGAAGUAUUCCUUCAGGUCUUGGAUUUCCAGUUCGUUUCGGAGCAUAUCGCUGGCUCUAACUGCAACUACUGCCGCAGACAGUUCCAGUCUUGGUAUCGUCAACACUUUGGUUGGUGAAACUCUUGACUUUCCCAUCACUAAACUGCAAUGGACUUCAUUGGAUUCAUUGACAACGCGCAGGUAAGUACAAACACCAUACCCUGAGGUACUUGCAUCACAGAAGUGGUGAAGUUCAUAGCCUUUGAUGUGGCCGAACCCUGAAGGUAGGUAACAUCUUCUAACUUCCAUUUCAGAUAGAUUAGGUAGGUCUCUAAUCCAAGACUCCCACUGAGGUCUUAAGCUCUCUGGAAGCUCAUCGUCCCAGCCGAUCUUAUCUCUGCACAUCUGCUGGAGAAUUUGCUUUCCAUGGAGAACGAACGGUGCCAUGAAUCCUAGCGGAUCAUAGACUGAGGCUACGGUAGAGAGUACACCUCUUCUUGUCGAUGGAUUGGACUUGACUUGAACUCUGAAUCUGAAUGAGUCAGACGAGACGCACCACUACUCCAAGCGCUCUCUCCAUGUGAGGUAAACUCAAAGCCAUGUCUUGAUCUUUGCUUGUGGCACGUUCCUCUUCUGGAAUGGAUGCCAUGACAUUCUCAUUGUUGGAAACAAACUUGUGAAGUCUUAACUUGCCGGUAGAACAAAGUUCUCUUGACUCUUUGACGAGCUGAAUGGCUUCCUUCUCAGUAGGAACACUCAGGAGCCCAUCAUCUACGUAGAAAUUCCUCUGUAUGAAGCGCACAGUGUCUUUGCCAAACUGACCUUGCCCUUGAGCUGCCAGGUGUUUUAGGCCAAAGUUGGCGCAGCCAGGGGACGAAGCCGCUCCAAACAAGUGGACUUUCAUUCUGUAGGUGGAUGGCGUGUCUUCCAAGUUACCAUUCUCCCACCAUAAGAACCGUAAGUAAUCUUGGUCUUCAGUUUUCACAUGAAACUGGUGAAACAUUCUUUCGAUGUCGCACAUCACUGCAACUGAGCCCUUUCGAAAUCUGCACAGGACACCCACCAGGGUAUUCGUCAGGUCAGGUCCAGUGAGCAGAUGGUCAUUGAGAGAUGUUUCCUGAAACUUGGCCGAACAGUCAAAUACCACACGUAUUUUCCCCGGUUUCUGCGGAUGAUAUACUCCAUGGUGUGGAAUAUACCAUGCCGGGCUGUUCUCAAUUUCUUCCUUGGGGACCUUCUCGGCGUCACCGCGGGAAAUUAUGUCGCUCAUGAAGUUCACAUAGUCUUUGUAGUAAGUUUUAUUCUUCUUUAGCUUCCUUUCAAGACAGUUUAAACGAUGCACUGCACAUAUUCUGUUGUUAGGCAACACUGGUCUAUCCUCUUUAAACGGCAAUGGCAUCUCAAAGUGACCAUUGUCUUUCUGAGUUAUGUUUUCUCUCAUCUUGGACAGGAACUUGAGAUCAUCUUGAGACACAGGAUCCUCUUCUCUAGCUCUUUCUGAGAAGUCUAAUUCAAGAAUCUUCAAGAUGUCUGAAGAAGUCACUUCCUUGACUUUGGAUCUGUUCACAUAAUGAACCUCUGUUUUCAGAUUGACAGUAGAGUCAACUCUUGGCGUCACUUGCCUGACUACUAUGCGAUGACUGAUUCCGAUAGCGUCUCCAUAUGCUAAACAGGGAUUGCCAUGGCCGACAAUACUCCAUCCCAGGUCAGUACGUUGUGCAUAAGGCUGAUUCUCUUGGCCCGACACGAUUUCUCUUGGGAGAAGGGCUUGCGAGCAGUUGUAGCCGAUGAGCAGGCCUACCUCACAAUCCUGCAGAGGUGCUACAUCAUCUUGGAGGUGCUCUAAGUGAGACCAAGCCUUUGCAGUUUCGCCCGUUGGUAUGUGAGUUUUGUUGACUGGAAUAAAGUCACGCGUGUAGAUUGGUGGUAAGCUGAUUCUUUUGCUUGAAUAAAAGCCUCGAACUUGUAGGUUCUUCACUCGUUGUGACUUUACAACUGUAGUUCUUGAAGUCAUAGUAGAGAGCUUCAACUUGACUUCCUCUUUGUCCGCCUCCAGAGCGUCAGCUACUUCACUUAGCACAAAAGUAGUGUCACUUUGGGAAUCUAAGAGUGCAUAGACAAGCACCUCUUGUGCUGACUGAGUGGAAGACGAAAGCCAGACAGGAAUUAUUGCCGCUGUCUGCACAGUAGCUUCAUCCUGAAUAACUCUCAGAGUAGUAGAAGCUGUGGCUGUUUCUUUAGGUUGCACUGCUUGAGGCUUUGCUUUGUUCUUUUCGUUUUGAUUACUUGAUUUCUCUGAAGCUUGGCCUUGUUUAACUUGCGAUGCCUUUUGCUCUUCUUUGUCUCUCUCUUCAUGCAGGCAGGUAGGAUGCUUCUUUUUGCAUGUGUCACAAACACUCCUACUGUUGCAGCUCUUUGAGACAUGACCUGGCUUAAGGCACCCAAAGCAUAGCUUUUCAGCCUGAACAAACUUGACUCUGUCAGGCACUUCCUUUUCUGCAAACUUUCUGCAUACAUGUAAAGUAUGGCCGUUCUUUUUACAAAAGAGGCAUGUUUUAGCAGUCUCUUCAUUAGAACUGGUGGUCAGUGUCUUAGCUUUAACAUUUUGUUGUUUUUGCUGCUUCGGCUUUUCAGUUUCACCUUGCUUCAGUGAUUGCAACGAUGUAACUGGGUUACAAGCAAUUUUCACUUCUCUGGUCAGAAAUCUCACAAACUGACUGAAGGAAGGGAACUGGCCACUCUGUUCUUCCAUUUCCAUGACUUUCCGGUUCCAUCUUGCGGUUAGCCAAUCUGGAAGCUUUGCGAGAAGCUGUCUGUUCUCAUUACAGUCAUUCAAAAUCUCCAGUGCCUUGAUAUGGACCAUAGCUGCUUCGCAGCUACGCAGAAAAUCAACAAACUCUUGAAGUCCAGAGCUAUCUUUAGGUCCAAUCUUGGCCCAUGUUUGAAGUUUGUCUCUAUAUGCCUUCGCAACGGUGAAUGGGUUUCCAUACCUCUCUUCCAAAAUCUCCCAUGCUGCAGCAUAAGCAGACUCUGUUCCAAGAAGGAAAUAGCCAUCCACUGCAUUCUUAGCUUGACCGCUAACAUAUUUACGGAGAUAAUAUAUCUUCUCUCUGUCUUGAAUAUUCUUCUGGUCAAUCAAAGUUUGAAACGACAGUUUCCAAUCACUGUACUUCAACGGAUCCCCGCUGAAUAUUGAAGGUUCAGGAACUGGAAUUCUGUUGGCACUUAGAGCAUCAGCGAGUACCUUAAUGAGCUCUGCUGUGCUUUGAUUCGAGGAGGUGAUCACAGGUUGUGGGGCAGAAGGUGCAGACAGAGGCAGACGGCUUGAAGGACAUGGCGGCUUGAUGUCUGCUACCAUCUCAUGGCUUAGAAUGUCUUUCGGUUCUUCUUUAAUGUCCAACCCCUGAUUAUACACCUGCAUUCUUGCCUGUGCUGCACUAAGCUCCUUCACCGUUUCCAAAUUCUUUAUUUUUCUUCUUUUUUCCUCUAAAGUCAUCUGUAGAGCUGUGUGUUCUUCCUCUAGUUGAGCUUUAAUCUUUGCUUCCUCUUCUUCUCUCUCUAAGCGACGCCUUAUAACCGCUGCCUCUUCAGCCGCUAUCUUCCUCUUAGCUUCCGCUUCUAGACGCUGUAGUUCCGACUGCUCUCUUUCUUGUUCUUGUAACACUUUCAGAACAGCUUGGCUUGCUGCAGCGUCCGCAGCAGCUUCUUGAUGCUUGAUGGAAGAUGUUCUUGUUUGCUCUGAGGCAUUCUUCAGAAUAGAGGUAACUGAACCAAAUUCACUCUUGCUUGCGUCCCAAAGAGAGCCUGCUUCUGGCCAUUCUGGGUCUCCUUCUGGAACUUUUCCAUCCAGGUGGCUAGAGGCUAUAGCAACGAUGAAGCCUGAAACCUCAACACACAGGUCUACUCUUCGCCGCACAUCUUGGUCUGGAGUUGAGACUUGCCGCAAUUCUUCAUAAACAUGCUGAACGUCUGCGGAAAGGCCUCUAACAUCUCCAAGGAUAUCAUUAAGCAUGCCUUCUGAUAAAGACUCAGAUGACUGAGAUAAUGACUGCUUGCAGAAUUUAACAUGUGUUCUCCAUUUUCUGUAGAUGUAGUAAAAUCUACGCAGAAGUGCUUUAAUUUUCUCGUCUUGCAUUGCUUUACCCUUCUCUGUUAGAGUACGGGUUCGCUCACCACGUCUGAGCUGCUGUGCUUCGUCCAGCUGAGGCUCAGCAUCACCGACUUCAUCUUCUGGAGGGCCUUGUAGAUUUUCACUUUCCCUAACACUAUCUCUUACCUGAGUAGUGGACUCACUUAACUCUGCCAUAAUUGAAUGUUAAACUUAAACUGGCAAGAAAUGUCUAUUUCAAUAAUGAAAAAUGUAAAUAAAGUCUGUAUUCACUAAAACUCUUGUGUUGCGUGUAAAUGUCUCUUAAAUGUCCUUGUGUUUAAAUGUCACACACUAUACUUGGCAAUGUACUCAAACCAAAAUUACAAUAUGCUGUACUUAUCACAAGCAAUAUGCUUAAGUAGCUCAAAAAUGUACUUACAAACUGAAAAAGUUGUUUAAAUAAACCUUAGUUCUCUUAGAACCGUUCAGAAAAUUCAAAUAUCAAAAUUGCAAAUAGCUUUCACUUUACAUUACCAAAAUACACUUUAAAUUGUGAAAAUGAAAUAAUUCACCUUUAACUUCCAAGCAUUUAAAUUAUAUCCUUUAGCUUUAAACCUUAAACUUACAUGCACUUAAUACCAAGCUUAAAUUCAAAGUUGACUGGAUAAAUGCAUAGCCAUUAACACAUUAGUUCAAAUCAGACAUCCUUUCCAUGAACCUUUAAACCAACUCUUAUUAGUUAGCCGACUCUUAUUGUCCACGUGCUUAAUGACUGUCAACUACGUGUUAAAUAUGCACUCAUCUGCCGGUCCUUUGACGACUGUAGCCACGAAGUUGCGAUUAGCUCGUCGUUGGGCUUGCUUCUCACUGGCGUCGGUGAGCACGCCGACCUUCACUCGCAUCGUCGAGCAGUCCGAGUUUCACUAUGACUCCCCCCAAGCAUGUUCAGACGCAAAUGUUUCUUUAACGGGUUUAAUGAAGUCUUCUCCUCUUCAUAAUCAUCCACAGACCUCCACAAACCGUGAAACUAGCAAUACACAGUAUUGGAAUAACAGUUAGCACACUUACUAUGCACAUGUACAAAUAUUCAUAACGAAAAUAAAGACAAACAAAUACCUCGUUGGCUGCAUACUAUGGAAGGGAAUCUGUAGGCUUCUUAUCUUCCAGCUUUGAAGUAUUAGUUUGACUUUACCGUAAGUUUUAGCAAUCUUAACAUAGCUUGACUUGACAGCUAAAGGGUCAGAGCUGUGCACACGACCUCUGCUUGCUUGCAUCUGACGUUACCCAGAACGCUACUGGCCUAGCAGCUCAACGUAAGUGCCAAAAUAAAAGUACCCUUACACUUCAAUAUAAAAUGCAAAUAAAAUACAGAAAUAACCUGGUAAUUCUCAAAGUGGGUUUCUCAUACAAAAUAAACAAAAAAUAUUCUGCAAUAUGGAAAAUAAAAUAGCAACAGUUACACCACCACUGCCACCAAGAGCAACGAUGGGAGAGAGGCUGGUAAUUGCGGUACAGGACCACCCCGCAUCUCCUCUCCUCCAUGCCGCAAAGCGACUUUAUUAAUUCGCUUUGCAAAAAAUAUACGCAUAUUCGCUUCGAGCCCGGUGUGUAUAGGCGAAAGCGAUUUUUCGGACCAGCGAAUAUUCGCAAUUUUCGUCUCGCUUUUUCGCUUCGCUCCGCAAAUUCGCCGGUGUGUAAGGACCUUGACUCUUUGAUUCUGGUGCUGCUGUAACUGUUUCUUACCUCUGUGUUUUUGGCUGUUUUGCUGCGUAAAUAAACUGGCUCAAACCUUCCUCAAAGCUUAAAGCAGUUGGAUCUCAGAUGAACAGUUCCCCCCUCCAUCUGAGAUCCUCAGGGUGAUGUUCAAAAGUUAAUUUCCAUCCUCAUCUUUUUUUCUUUCUUCUUUUUUGUUUUUGUUUUGUUUUCUGUUAGGACUGUCUCCAGAGAACCGCUCAGUCAUUAAACACAAUAGGAACAGCGUUUGGCUCUUCUGGACCUGUACUAAGGUCUGAUGAAGGUGAGUACACAAAAUAACACUAUCUAAUACAAAACUUUAGACUUCCCUGGGGUGUGCACGUCUUUUAAGAUAUAAGAUCCUUGAUUCCAAAAAUUACAGCAGCAUAGAUACAAAUACAAAAGAGAAAUUAAAGGAUAAAGAAAGCUAUUUACAAGAAUAUACAUAUAAUUGUGAUUUAUUGCACACUGAGGUUUCUGUUGUGGAGUCUGACAGCUGCAGGAAAAAAUGACCUGAAAUACCUCUCUGUCACACACUUCGGGUGGAGCAUCCUGUCCCUUAACAAGCUCCUUAGUGCAGUGAGUGUGUGUUGGAGGGGGUGAGAGUCUCUGUCCUGCAUGGAGGACAGCUUGGCUGUGAUCCUCCUCUCCCCAACCUUCUCCACAAUAGUAUUUAUUAGCGCUUUUGUGAUGUGACAUGAGCUAUGAAGUUUAUUUUAACACAUGUUAAUUGCUUCUGGCAAAGCAAUAAGAUAAUGUUAAGAGUUGUUCUACCUAAUCAAUUUUUUGGGGGGUGCCGCCACAAGCAGGCCUAUCCCAUGUAGCAAAAAACUAAUACAACUAAACUAAAACAAAUCAUUUUUUGAAAAUAAAAACUAAAACCCCAGCCUUAAAAUAAUGAUUUAAAACUAAACUGGAAUCAAAAACAAAAAGUUGAAAAGAAAACAAAAACCUUUUGAACAUUGUCUGGGAUGCUUCUGCUGUGGUGCUGAGUUGGUAGUGCUGCAGAGAAUGAGCAGCAUUUGCAGAGAAGCUUGUUUAUUUUGUUUCCCUCCAGCAGAGUCCAUGCCCUCACUGGGUUACCCAAUCCUAACCAAGCUGCCUACUCCUCUGUGCAUAAAUGAACAUAUUUAUGUAAUUAUUUCAGUGACUCUAAGGCAUAACCCCAGCCCUAAUUAUGGUGUACUGGGUGAUACAAAGGUCAGUGUAAAUGUAGUGAUUUCGUACUGUUUCUUCCUGACUGCUUUGUUGCAGGGUCUGUGGAGGAGGAGUUUAACACCUUUUACGUAGUUGGACUCGCCUGUCUUGGGAUCGGUGUCUCUCUAUUUUUCAUCAUCGGUUUCAUCUGCCUCUUUUAUUACCAGAGGAACCGAAUUGGACAUUACAAUUUCAGUGUCAAACCCAAACAGGAGAACUUCACCUACCUGGUCUUCAACACCUAG